UUGGACGGGCGGCCGCGAGAUCGUCUCUGUGCCCACGUACUUCACAAUGGUAGGCGAUGGCAAUGUUUCAGCGUGGUUUUGUGCUGGACUUGUUGCGUUGUAGCGACACGUGUGGGUGUUGCAGCUGAAGUCUGUCAGAGCAAUCACAGAAGCUUUGAUUUGCUGUAUGCAUGAUACACAAGUUCUCAAACAAGGGACUGAUGUACGAGUGGAUGGGGUGAAAAGAUGGAUAGGACUUGCAAAAGAGAAAAUAGCUUCCCACACAAAGUUAAAUGGAUUAUCGUUCAAGAGUUGAAAGCUCCUGAUGGGUUCUUAUGAUGGUUUUUGUGUGGAUGUCUCUCUGGAAAACAAACCAAAACAUGACAAUCGUUAAACAACACGCGAUGCGAAUAGCCAAUUGUGGGUAUUUAUGGUAUUUGUCAACCAAUGGUUAAUAAUUCAAAGGUUAUACUGUUUUUGAAAGUGAAUCUGUGAACGACACCUGCUUUGAAAUGGUCUCAAAUUAUGUAAUCAACGGGUCCAGGUUCCACAUUGUAGCAACUGUACUGAUAAACGACUCCACGAAAGUAUCACCGGGUGCUGCAAGUGGGGAUGUGUGGACAAACACGAGCACCUUUGACGUGGAGGAGUUCUUGGUGGAGAGCUUUGGCGAAAGACGAAAGGAUUUGGCAUCUGUGAUAACGCUCACUAUCGUAUACAGUGUGAUCUUCCUGACAGGGGUGAUUGGGAAUAUGUCCACAUGCAUCGUCAUCACAAAGAACUCCUAUCUCCACUCGGCCACAAACUACUACCUGUUCAGCCUGGCUGUGUCGGAUAUGCUCACGCUUCUUCUAGGUCUUCCGCCGGAACUUUACAGUAUUUGGGAAGCGUAUCCAUGGCGAUUCGGGGAAGUGUUUUGCAUUUUCAAAUCUUUCCUUUCUGAAAUGACAUCCUACGCUUCAGUGUUGACGAUAACUGCCUUCACAGUGGAAAGAUACGUAGCAAUCUGUCAUCCGAUCAAAGCUCAAACACUAUCCAACCUCUCCCGUGCAAUCCGGAUAAUAGUGAUAAUAUGGAUAGUAGCCUGUGCCAGUGCCAUGCCGUACCCAAUCCACACCCGAGUGUUCUACUAUCUCAAGUUCCCCAACACAACCAAACCAAUAGAGGACUCAAAACAGUGCAACAUUCCACUGGCCUGGAUUGAUGUGAUGAAGCACAUGUUUCAAGUGUCUUUCUUUGUGUUCUUCGUGCUGCCUAUGGGCAUCAUAAGCAUCAUGUAUAUUCUGAUAGGGAUCACCCUCAAGAAGUCGCAGUUUGGAGGAUCUGCUGAAGUUGGCUUUAAGAACUCGGCUAAGGCCACGGCCAGGAAAGCUGUCAUCAAGAUGUUAGUUGCUGUUGUUGUUGCGUUCUUCGUCUGCUGGGCGCCUUUCCACUCUCAACGCCUGAUGACGUCAUACUUGUCACGUGAUCAAUGGACAUUUGAGCUCCUGGACUUUCAGAGUCAUUUAUUCUACAUAUCUGGCGUGCUAUAUUUCUUCAACUCGACUGUGAAUCCUCUCCUUUACAACAUGAUGUCCCGCAAGUUCCGGCGGGCAUUCAAAAGGACCUUGUGCAGGUGCUGCUUCAGCAGGGAGGAACUAGCAGAGCUGAAAGGAACUUCCAGAUCGGUGCUAUACUCGGAGCGAACGCAGUGUGUCAGCAGGUUCAAGGACAGUUCUCCCAUCCACAUGAAAAACAUAAACGGGACCUUACAAAGAACGAAGUCGGGGAAUAUUUUAACCCCCGGGCCUUCUCCACAUGCCGUGAGGCUUCUACUGAAUGGGUACACACAGGACCGCAGGCCACAGAGUAUGGUUCAAAAUGGCCGACGUGUUGUGUCAUCGGUCGCCGGGCCUCCACCACUGAGCCCGUCAAUUCCACCUUCUCCAAACAUUUCCCCUGCGGCAAGUGUGGGUAGUUUUGAUGGGGUAGAAAUGGAGUGUCGUAAAUUGGAUGAAGACAGUCGGUCGGUAUCGCGGUCUGGUUCAUCGUCUGUGGCGUUACUGGUUCGAUGCACUAACGUCAAACAGAGAGACACUACUUUUGUGUAAGGCUGGGUCUCGGGAACAGUUUGUACUGUCGCCAUGGGAGGAAGGGCACAACAUAAUUUGUGCAUAGUGAGUGCGUGAAUUAGUUGAGUUUAACGCCGCUUUGAACAGUAUUCAAGUUUUCCAGUUAUAACACGGCGUGUCAGCUAAAUGUGGUAGGAAAGCCAAAAAAGAUCCAGGUCUAAGACGUUCACACCUUUGAAGAAACCCAGCAGUACGGGUAUGGUGCUGACAAAACUAGAAACAUAUUCGGGGCAAACCCGGAUUCGAACUCAUCGUAAAAUUUCGGCGUACCAAAGGGACGCAACUCUGCACAAAGACUUGUGGCGCCUUAGACGCCUGGGCCAAUUUGUGGCAUGAGAGCAAGUGUGUUGUGGUAAACGCCGCUUUUAUCAGUGUUUCCGUCAUAUCACGGCGUAUUACUUUGAUGUUGGAGAAGGGCCCGUAGUCAUGCAGAUCGUAGACGUUUACAACGUUGGUGCUGACAAACCAGGGACGUUAAUCGGACUGAAUCAUGUCUUCGAGCCAAAGGUCAGCGAAUACUGAUAUGGAUAAUGUAUGCAGCUCCUAUUAGCGACUCACGGCGCGGUUAGCGACCAGGCCGCCUGUGCUCUCUGUUACAGAGUGAAGUCUUGAGACUCGCCUCACGAAACAUUUGUUUGCUCAACGCAACAUAUUCACAUCUUAAUUACAUGCUGCUUCAGUAUUCGUUUAAUCAUAUCAUAACUAUAUGUAAGUUGCCAUCCUUCGCUUCUUCUAACUCUCUUAUAUAUACUCGACUUCUACGACAUUGUACUUUUCAUGUAUGGUGAGUGUCCUGUACUUUUAAGGCUGUAUUUACAGUAUCGUUAUUGUAUGAAUACGCGUUGCUGGACAUUAAGUGUUCAAAACAUUCCUUGUUCUAUUUGGUGUAUCAUGAUCAUUAUUUAUGCUUUCAUAAGAAAUUUUAACAGUUAUUCCCUCGGAAAGAAGAAAUCAAUCUCAGGAAGAUGAUCAUUGAUCUGGAAACGUCACAUGUUCGAACAUGUAUGUAUUUUUCAGGCCGCAUCCUUUAUCUAACUUGGACGUUAAACUGUGUUAUAUUGUACACUGGUGAGCGUUAACUUGCUGCUCAGUA
Molecule: messenger RNA, 3183 nt
Organism: Haliotis rufescens (red abalone)
Lineage: Eukaryota; Metazoa; Mollusca; Gastropoda; Lepetellida; Haliotidae
Product: pyrokinin-1 receptor-like
Exons: 4
Coding region: 492-2069 (525 amino acids)
Biological process (GO): neuropeptide signaling pathway
Cellular component (GO): plasma membrane
Molecular function (GO): neuromedin U receptor activity
Source: RefSeq, a predicted model, not a curated record